AUGCCCAUCACCAGUGAGCCAUACAAGACCGACAAGCCGGCUACUGAUCAAGCGGAACACCGAAUCCGCAUCACGUUGACUUCGCAAGAUGUCAAGUCACUGGAGAAGGUGAGCGGACAAUUGGUCUCGAGCGCUAAGGCUAAGGAAUGUAUUGUGAAAGGGCCAAUCUACAUGCCAACAAAGACGAUGCGCAUCACGACUCGCAAGACUCCAUGCGGUGAAGGCUCAAAAACUUGGGAUCGUUAUCAGAUGCGCGUGCACAAGCGGCUCAUCAACUUGCACUCUUCUUCCGAGAUGCUCCGCCAGAUUACGGCCAUCUCAAUCGAGCCAGGAGUUGAUGUUGAGGUGACGAUCGCCGAUCAA
Molecule: messenger RNA, 363 nt
Organism: Mesorhabditis belari
Lineage: Eukaryota; Metazoa; Nematoda; Chromadorea; Rhabditida; Rhabditidae
Source: the annotation of a GenBank genome assembly